Molecule: messenger RNA, 1666 nt
Organism: Acomys russatus (golden spiny mouse)
Lineage: Eukaryota; Metazoa; Chordata; Mammalia; Rodentia; Muridae
Gene: Pdcl
Product: phosducin like
Exons: 4
Coding region: 161-1066 (301 amino acids)
Biological process (GO): regulation of G protein-coupled receptor signaling pathway
Source: RefSeq, a predicted model, not a curated record
CGCCAUGACGCCGGAAGGCCGCCUGAUUGGUCCGCAUAGUCCGCUGUAGGCGGCUUGUCUCUGCCGCGCAGGGCGUUCAGGCACUUUGUCUAACCGAGCAUUCCUUGUUGCUGACUGGAGCUGCUAGUUCAAAAGGAAGCGACUGAGCGAGCGAGACACCAUGACAACCCUGGAUGACAAGUUGCUGGGGGAGAAACUACAGUACUACUACAGCACCAGCGAGGAUGAGGACAGCGACCACGAAGACAAAGACAGAGGCAGGGGAGCCCCAGCCAGGGCUUCCACACCUGCAGAGGCUGAGCUGGCCGGCGACGGCAUCUCAAUCAAUACAGGUCCGAAAGGUGUGAUCAAUGACUGGCGCCGCUUCAAGCAGUUGGAGACAGAGCAGAGGGCGGAGCAGUGCCGGGAGAUGGAGCGGCUGAUCAGAAAGCUGUCUAUGACCUGCAGGUCCCAUCUGGACGAAGAGGAGGAGCAACAGAAACAGAAGGGCCUCCAGGACAAAAUCAGCGGGAAGAUGACUCUGAAGGAGUUUGGUACAACGGACAAGAGCUUGGAUGACGAAGAGUUUCUGCAGCAGUAUCGGGAGCAGAGGAUGGAAGAGAUGCGGCAGCAGUUUCAUAAAGGGCCCCAGUUCAAGCAAGUUUUUGAGAUCCUCAGUGGAGAAGGGUUUUUAGACAUGAUCGAUAAAGAACAGAAAAGCACCCUUAUCAUGGUUCAUAUCUAUGAGGAUGGCGUCCCUGGGACUGAAGCCAUGAAUGGCUGCAUGAUCUGCCUUGCCACAGAGUACCCGGCUGUCAAAUUCUGCCGAGUGAGGAGCUCAGUUAUUGGGGCCAGCAGCCGCUUUACCCGGAAUGCCCUUCCUGCUCUGCUCAUCUACAAGGCGGGUGAAUUGAUUGGCAAUUUUGUUCGUGUCACUGACCAGCUGGGGGAAGAUUUCUUUGCUGUAGACCUUGAAGCUUUCCUACAGGAAUUUGGAUUGCUCCCAGAAAAGGAAGUCUUGGUGCUGACAUCUGUGCGAAACUCUGCCACCUGUCACAGUGAGGACAGCGAUCUGGAAAUAGAUUGAACUGAUAGUCUAGUUCCAUAGCUAUCUCAUUGUUUGGGCUGGAGGACACAUGUCUGUAUUUAUUUCUGUCCUUCCUGUGUCUUCUGGCUUUUCAGCUGUUCUUUGUAGUCUCAUUUAGUAUGUGGAAAGUCAAGAAAUUCUUAGAUUAAAUCAGAAUGCUGACUCAUUUUGUGGCUAGCAGUAAAGUGACUUCAAAUUAUAUAAACAGGAAGCUAGGCUCUCGAGCUGUUUACCUCUCUAGCGUGACAUCUCUUAUACUUUUUCUAGUCAAUAUUGACAUGGCACCCUUGAAGGCAAUGUCUUAAAAAUUGUCUUCUGAUGACCUCAGAGUUCUACCAGGUCUGAGAGUAGAAUUCCCUAGUGAGUGUGUUCUGUGCAACUAAAUACUGCAUUUCCAUAAUCACUUGAUUGCAAAUCAUGUUUACUUGCAAUCAGACUCAUAGCUGUACUUUUAAAAAUCUAGAUUCUUCACCAGGGUCUGACUGAGGUUGGGAAUGUCACUCAGUGGGGAACACUUACCUAGCAUGUACACGGCCCCAAGACAUCUAAUUCCCAGCACUGUCAAAAUUAAACCAAACAAAAGCUUCUGGAUGCCUGCUG